Messenger RNA from Schistosoma bovis, 610 nucleotides. The record is from the annotation of a GenBank genome assembly. Lineage: Eukaryota; Metazoa; Platyhelminthes; Trematoda; Strigeidida; Schistosomatidae.
AUGAUCAAAACACCGUUCUAUGGAACUGACGUUGGUGAUCGUGUUCAAUUACAGAAGGUCCUACUUUUAGGAUCAUCAGACUUUACUAUUAUCGGUCGACCAAUUUUACCAGUGCAUCAGGUGUAUGUUGAGGCUGUAGUGAUUGAAAAAACUCUUGAACACCCUAAAGUUUGGUACCAGUUCCAUCGUCGUCGUAGACACCACAAACUGCGAGAUGUAUAAAUAUUGAAAAAUUGUAUGAAAAUAUUCUCAAGAACCAUUAUUGCUUCCAGCAGAAUUUUCUCCAUAAGAGUCACAGUUCCUCGCCAAAUAUUUUAUGAAAUUCUGUGGUUAUUGGUAACAUGCAAGGUUUAGAUUGUUGCUUCAUGGUUUCUCAUUUGUUUCUUUUCCAAGGAGUAGAAAUAAGCUAAAUGGUCGGUGCUUAUUAUUGAUUUAUCAAUAUGAUCAUGGAGCUGAACUAUGCAAUCACAAAGUACUGUGCAUAAUAUAAGUAUGUAGGAAGCAUUCUAGCAUGCUUCCUAGGCUGAAACCUACAAAUAUACGUUUUGUAUCGUCAUGCAUUGUCAAGCCCAAAUGGAUUAUUCUAGCUUCUGGAUAGACCUGUAGUGAC